Messenger RNA from Neohortaea acidophila, 1367 nucleotides. RefSeq lists its product as uncharacterized. The transcript is spliced from 3 exons. The record is from RefSeq and is a predicted model, not a curated record. Gene Ontology annotation, cellular component: extracellular region. Lineage: Eukaryota; Fungi; Ascomycota; Dothideomycetes; Mycosphaerellales; Teratosphaeriaceae. Bases 169 to 1233 code for a protein of 354 amino acids. Gene Ontology annotation, biological process: (1->6)-beta-D-glucan biosynthetic process; cell wall biogenesis; fungal-type cell wall organization.
CUCCCGCGUCUUUGCCGCGAGCCCUUUUCAGGCAACACUCAAUCGCUCUCCUCUCCUUUGACACAUUCGGCGCACACUCAAUGACGACACUUCCACUCGCUUGAUCCCCGGUACUGGAUGGCAUGAGCCUUGUCGCUGCUCGGCAGCACCUUUGCGACUAACACCACCAUGCUGCUCCGCCAUCUCACCUUCCGCUCGCUCCUCUUCCUCGCCCUUCCACUCGCUUACGCCGACGUCGAAUUCACUUCUCCCGCCGCCGGAACUACUAUACCUGUCGGACCCAUUGAAGUAGCAUGGAAGGACUCCGGGCUACCGCCUGCUAUUGCAGAGCUCACGGGCUAUAUUCUGGAACUGAUGGUCGGAGGCAAUGAAGCGAGCGGUAUGGCGAAUAUGCUGCCCAUCCAAAGCUUCGCCGUCGGUCGCCUGUUCACCAAUGGAAGCAGCCUGCAAGCCACCAUUGACCCGGGAGUAGCUUCCACGGUCGAGAACGGAUUUUUUCUCCGCAUCACCUCGACGAGCAUCAAUACCGGCGUCGUAAUCAACUACUCCGACCGUUUCACAAUCACCGGCCUUACCGGUGUCACACCAUCCUUAUAUCGAAAUGCGGCGCUAGCACUCAAUGGCAAUACCAACGGCCCUCCGAGAGGCGGUAACGCCCAGGCUUUGACCAGCAGCACACCACAGCCGACAAGCAGCGCAACGCAGAACCCCAAACAGACCAUCACUGUCACCGCCGCGACUAAAGUAAACCCUACCUCCGCGCUCCCGCAACCUCAUAUCGACCACGGCAGCAGCCUCGGUAUGGGCGCGAUAGCAGGCAUAGUCAUCGGCGUCCUCGUCCUCGUCAUCUCUCUCUUCAGUCUCGCAGCCUGGUUUCUACUCCGCCGGCGACGGAGAAGUAGCGAACACCCUCGCCCGGAGAUCAAGAUUGUCCGGAGUCAGGACUCCGUUACAACUCUAUCCGAGCUCAGUGCCGACGGCAGAGUGGUCGAAAUCGGAGCUGGCGUCCCGCCCCCGGAAAUGGACAGCACCACCGUCCGCGCCGAAUUGGAGGGCGAUCUGAUACAAUGGCCCUCGCCUCGGACGCCUAGCAGAGGGAACUCUUUUGGCCCUCUUGGCACCUGGGGCCGCUCCCCCUUGACUCCCAUCGCCCCGAGUAUCACCGGGGACGAGACACUCCACGGCACAUUUGAUUAUUUAGGAACGCCAACGACGCCUUCGAGCCGGAUAUGAGAGGAAGGCGGCAAUCUUUUUUCUUUCCAGCCCUUUAUGCCAUUUCAGAAUUGUACAUGUAUUUACGAAAAAGCGAGACAACAGAUAUCCCGAUAAUGGCACAUGUCUUCGGGCCUGACGCCCUCUACCACCAU